AUGCAGAGGGCGAACGAUGAACGCUCCCAUCUCUCUUCCUUCCCGUCGCUCACCUACAUAUGUUGCGCUGCUCGCCUCUCAACGUUGAAGACCCAACGCACUAAAGAAGUCGUCACAAUAGCGUCGCUUACUCCCUGGAUUCGAGUGGUGGUUCGGUUGACUGGGAUGCUUGGGCAAAAUGUGAGCGCAUUCUGCGAAAUUCGUCUUGCGCUGCUUGAAACUGACACAGAUGUACGCGAAAACCUCCCCGAAAGCAGAGCGCGCGCAAACAUCCUUGUAUUCUACCUGUAUGGCACGGGCGCUGACCGAUGGGCGGCCAGUGGCGCUAGUCGCUUGACCCAGAGCCCGCUAUUAUCUCUGCUCAGCGGUGCGAAUGUCAGUCUUCCGUUUCGUGCCGAUUGA
Psilocybe cubensis is the source of this 402-nucleotide messenger RNA. RefSeq lists its product as uncharacterized. NCBI's taxonomy places the organism in Eukaryota, Fungi, Basidiomycota, Agaricomycetes, Agaricales, Agrocybaceae. The transcript is spliced from 4 exons. The record is from RefSeq and is a predicted model, not a curated record. Bases 1 to 402 code for a protein of 133 amino acids.